AUCAAAUGACAGAAAUGAAAAUACGACAGAUACAACAGCAAACAUAUACACACAAACAAUACUCGACAACACUGAAGCUCGACUUCGAUUUUUACCAUCACUUUCAUACUUGCAUUGAGCACACACACAAGCACAUAAAUACGAAAAUUGCGGGCAACUAUAUAGCCAACAGACUCUUCAGCGAGAUUAACCAUCAUUAAUCCAACUAGACGAAAUGCCAGUGACAGAGAUGCCGGAGAAUAGCAGCGACAGCGCUGAUGCUGUGGUGGUCGACAUUGAGGGCAAUGACUGUAAAUCGAAUGCAAAUGCCAAGAACAUUGGCUGGAACGUCAAGAAGCCAGAGCAGCCGAGCAACUUGAGUCCACCCAAGUUUUUGGCAGAUGUUCAAGAGAGUCACAAACACAUCACCGAUCGGUUUGUUGAGCUGCUUAGUCUCUUCGAGAAUUACUCAAGGAUCAUGGCGAACGAACAGAUGCCUUACAAACCACAGUCCAAGCUCAAGCGAACACAAUCUGAAAAGUUUACAAAGGAACACACGCAACUAGAGCGUAAUAGCAGCGAGCUUUUGCGCGCCACUGUGAGUCUCAAUCGCAUGCAGCUUUCAAAUAGCACACUGCUGGCGACACCCUGUAAAGUGACCCGGGAAUCGGCUUGCCAGACUUCCAGUCAUGAGGUCAGUCAUGAGAAGGACGACAAGAGACAAUUGCUAAUGGCUUUGGAAAAAUCUGGGAAAAUAAUGCAAGACAGGCGGAGUGAGAAUCUUAUGACGAGUGCCCCUUAUCAACAUACCCUACACAUUGAGGUUGAAUCGGUUAGUUCAGCAACGGCGCUGCAGCGUGCCCCAUUGCGGCAGCGAAUGUGGCAAGUUGCGGUCGAGGCCUGGCGAUCUUUGGUUGCGUGUUUUGCUAUGAUGGGCGAGAAUUUCACCUAUGUGCUCUUCGUAGUCUUGUGUCUGUGGUGUCUAUAUCUGAUCAUAUCCCAUUACUAUAGCUUCUUGGGCUCAAGUUUAUCACCCCGAGGCGAUGCAACGAGCACUUUGGCUCGCGUACGGGGGAAGCCAAUAUGAAUUCAUGUCUGAUAUAUUCUAAUGUAUUAAAAACUAUAUUAGAUUGCCUAAAUGAGAUUU
Messenger RNA from Drosophila albomicans, 1126 nucleotides. RefSeq lists its product as uncharacterized. Bases 215 to 1066 code for a protein of 283 amino acids. NCBI's taxonomy places the organism in Eukaryota, Metazoa, Arthropoda, Insecta, Diptera, Drosophilidae. The transcript has 2 exons. The record is from RefSeq and is a predicted model, not a curated record.